Aspergillus nomiae NRRL 13137 is the source of this 1173-nucleotide messenger RNA. RefSeq names its product glycine decarboxylase subunit T. Lineage: Eukaryota; Fungi; Ascomycota; Eurotiomycetes; Eurotiales; Aspergillaceae. The transcript has 2 exons. Gene Ontology annotation, cellular component: mitochondrion. Gene Ontology annotation, biological process: glycine catabolic process. The record is from RefSeq and is a predicted model, not a curated record. The annotation marks the transcript as partial. Gene Ontology annotation, molecular function: protein binding; aminomethyltransferase activity.
UCUGUAAAUAAUCACAUCGAAUCGUUUCAAAAUCUCAUCAUGUCAGCUGUAAGACCUUUGCGACGAGGUAUCAACCUCCUGGGAUCGAAAUCGCUUUCCCAGCCCGUUUCUAUCGCCGCCAAUGGCUCUACUCUCCUUCCGCGGCAGUUGACAGCUCCGCUCCACCGCGGUCUCCGCACUCCGACUGCUGCACGCCCACUCCUCCGUGUCAGCUCUGUUUCUUCCUCUAAUGGUGGUGUGCGAUUUGCUUCGUCCGCGGCUCCCUCGGGGCCGCUGAGACAGACUCAGCUCUAUGACCUACAUCUCGCCCGGGGUGCCAAGAUGGUGCCCUUUGCGGGGUUUGACAUGCCGCUGCAGUACUCCGAUCUCAGCCAUGUUGAAAGCCACAAAUGGACCAGAGAAAAGGCAAGCUUGUUCGAUGUGAGCCAUAUGGUUCAGCACGAACUCAGUGGACCCGGCGCAAUCGAGCUCCUGAUGAAGAUCACACCAUCUUCCCUCGACAAGCUCGGCCACAACCAGUCCACCCUCUCUUGUUUGCUCGAAGAAGGCACCGGCGGUAUCAUUGAUGAUACUGUCAUCACCCGUCGUACUGACGAAACCUUCUACUUCGUCACCAACGCUGGCCGGCGUGACGAGGAUCUCGCCUUCCUGGAGGCCGAGAUCUCCGCCUACAAGCAAGCCCACGGCGCCGACAGCCUCAAAUGGUCCAUCCUCGAAGACCGCGCCCUGGUCGCCCUCCAGGGCCCCCUCGCAGCUGAGGUCCUCCAAUCCUACGUCCACGGUUCCGGCCCCGAAACAGACCUCAGCACCCUCUACUUCGGCAACUGCCGCGAACUCUACCUCACCCUCCCCGACGGCUCGCGCACCCCGCACCCUCUCCUCAUCUCCCGUACCGGCUACACCGGCGAGGACGGCUUCGAAAUCUCCAUCCCCACAGCCGGCUCCCCCUCCCUGCCCGUGCAAGUCACCGAGCUCCUCCUCACAAACGCAGAGCAGGUCCGCCUCGCCGGCCUCGCAGCCCGUGACUCCCUCCGUCUGGAAGCCGGCAUGUGUCUCUACGGCCACGACAUCUCCACCGCCCAGACUCCCCCCGGCGCAUCCCUGGGCUGGGUUGUCGGUAAGGACCGCCGCGACCCCGCAACCGCCACCUUCAACGGCGCCUCCGCCAUCCUC